Durotheca rogersii is the source of this 1107-nucleotide messenger RNA. RefSeq names its product Tctex-1. Gene Ontology annotation, biological process: microtubule-based movement. NCBI's taxonomy places the organism in Eukaryota, Fungi, Ascomycota, Sordariomycetes, Xylariales, Xylariaceae. The transcript is spliced from 4 exons. Gene Ontology annotation, molecular function: dynein intermediate chain binding. Gene Ontology annotation, cellular component: cytoplasm; cytoplasmic dynein complex. The record is from RefSeq and is a predicted model, not a curated record. The coding region runs from base 515 to 1006 and encodes 163 amino acids.
GGGAGGGAGAAAACAGGCUAUGCUAGGUAGCAUCCAUACUCAGGGUAGGUACCUAACCUAGUGGGCUUAGGUGGUAUACGGCCAUCGAUAGGAGCAAGGAUCUUCCCAUAAGCUCGAGCUGUCCCAGAGCUGAGCCCUACGGGAAGCUAUGAUAACACACACGAGAUAACAGGAUAAGGCGAUAAACCCCAGGUUGUGCCCGUUGGCUUGCCUACUUUUCUUCCUUACUUACCUCCUCUAUGUCCGACUACUGCCCACUCUAACCACAACACUCCAACCACGCACUCUCUGCCAUAUCCGUCUCCCUCACGUAGCUUAGGAGGCAACUACUACGUUGCUACCUCGUUGAGGACGCCGAAGGCCAAAUCCUACGAGGCUCCCUCCAUCACCGAUCUUCAGGCGGGAACCCGAAUCGUCUUAUAUACUUGGACGCUCUCGUUACCAACCCGACCACCUCCAUCCCCUAUACACCGUCUCAACAGCCCAUUCCAAACUCGGCACCCUUCUAUCCAACAUGGCCUCUCAAUCUAGCAACGCCCCAAUUAGCCCUACCCGCCUAAAGCAGAUUGCCAUGGACGCCUGCCAAAGCGCUAUUGGAAGUGCUGAAUUCUACGAGCAUCCCAAAGUCGAAGGCUGGAAUUCAACCAUCAUCAACUCCAUCCUCAAAGCCAUCAUUUCCGAGUCGACUCCCUCCGGUUCCCAGACCCCGACCCACAAAUACGUGGUCAACAGCACCAUCGUCCAACAUCUCGUCCCGACGUCGGCCCUCAACAAGCCCAAAGGCGGGAGCGAAGCGAAGGCUGACAGUCCGCGUAUUAGUACCGGUGAUGGCAGCGGUGGCGCCACCGCGACGGACGGGAAGCCUCACGUCGGCCGGCGAGGCAUGCACUCAGCUACCCAAGCCUUCUGGAACGAGAAGACGGACGGCAUGUGGAGCUUCAAGUACGACGGGGGCGAGAGCAAGGGAAUGGACGUCGUUAUCAGCGUCAUCUGGAUCGGCAUAUAGGAGAGACGGUUGGCAACGAAAACGGGCCUCCCCCGCCGGAAGAGAGCCAUUCUUUCACGAGCAUACCGCACGCUAUACAGUGUAUGAAGAUACGGGAAAGA